AAAAAACUUGGAGCAUCAACCAUAUCAGCAGCAGGAGCGGGAGUGAACGGAGGUAGUCAGCAACAAAAACAAAAGCAACAACAACGGGUUCCGGCCUCAAGAAGAGAUUCAGCUUCAUCCAUUUCCACGGGUCGUUCAUCCAAUAGUAGCCUUGAUCGCCGUUAUUAUCGCCCAGAGACCAAACUGGAUGAUUCUAAUAAGGGUGAUAGGAAUACUAAGAAGAGUCGAGGAAAAUUCCUGUCUCGAUUCGACUUCGGGGAGACAUUCCAUGGGUACCGUCAUUACGAUCCAUUGAACUACAAGAUGAAGCGGAUGGGUCGACUGGCUCAGUUCAACAAUGAGCGAUUGUAUCUGCAUUGGAUUCGACUUGGAGUGUUGCAGGGAGGCAUUGCAGUGACAUUGUUGAGUUUUGGUUUGGGAGUGACCUCAUAUGUGGGCGUAGGAGCCUUGAUCUUGGCGCUAUUGACGUUGAUUUAUGCGACUACGUUAUAUCAUAAGCGACAUUUGCAUCUGGUCCAUAAACGAAGUGAUGUCAAGUAUUUCGCAAGGACCAUUCCGACCUUUUUGACCGUCGGCCUUAUCCUUUUAUAUGCUAGUAACUUUGCAUGUAAGUCCUCUCUCUCUCUCUCUCUCUCUUUUAUCAUUUUAAUUCGUUCAAAAAGGGGCAGAAUGGUUAAAAAGUUCUUAUUCAACAUUUCCUUUUUCCCCAUUUCCUUUUCUUUCAUCAAUUGAUAGUGACAUUGCUGUAUGGUGAAGAAGCUAGAAGUCCUCCACCAUGGACAAAUGACGAUGACAGCUUUAGUAGUGUAUUCUAGAAGGAUAAAUGACAGAGUUGAAGACUAUGG
This is a messenger RNA of Lobosporangium transversale, 845 nucleotides long. RefSeq lists its product as hypothetical. The transcript has a single exon. NCBI's taxonomy places the organism in Eukaryota, Fungi, Mortierellomycota, Mortierellomycetes, Mortierellales, Mortierellaceae. The record is from RefSeq and is a predicted model, not a curated record. Bases 304 to 732 code for a protein of 142 amino acids.